Messenger RNA from Saccostrea cuccullata (small rock oyster), 2034 nucleotides. RefSeq lists its product as uncharacterized. The record is from RefSeq and is a predicted model, not a curated record. The transcript has 2 exons. Bases 48 to 1970 code for a protein of 640 amino acids. NCBI's taxonomy places the organism in Eukaryota, Metazoa, Mollusca, Bivalvia, Ostreida, Ostreidae.
GGAUCAAAAGGCUGGAAAGUGGCAUUGAAAACUUGGCAAGACAACUGAUGAUGCAACAACUCUUUGUUGAAGAGCGCAUUCGAAGCGAUGGUGACUCAGGCAUAAAACAACUUCGUUUAAACCAUAAAGGAACUAGGACCUUCUUCUCGGACACACAUAGUAUGGGGUCAAUCAACUCCAUCCAUGAUCAUUCAAAUUAUAUCACAACGGUUGGAAUGGGAGAGGUAAUUGCCGUUCUAAACGGCGUAGAAUUCCGAACCCGACACAACGACUACAAGCUUCGCAUGCCCCACCCGAAUUCAACUGCUUACCAUGCCACCGUUGAUAUUCCAUUUCCUGAAGUCCCUCCAUCAGUUAAAAGCCAACCAACGAUUGAAAAGCAGAUUGAAGAAAUGAGGAACUAUUUUAAGGCUUGGAAAUUCCAAAACCCGUCAUUCCGCGAUUAUCGUAAAUAUUUUAAGCCCGUUCUCUGUUACAUGGAAGGUGCCUGGACAACGAACACGAAAACCUUAGACGAGCCCUUCUCUAGCGAUCGCCACUUCAUCGAUGCUUCAAGUUGGUUUGAUUUACAAGAAAAAAUUAGAUUCACCUCUUACACUGGUGGCAAGCACAAUUUAGAAAACUUCUCAUUCCUACCAACGACAAUAAUAAAUAUGAGAAAUGGUACCCCAGAAUAUGCACAAUGGAACUACAGGAUUCUUUGUCAUCCUCUUAAAGACGAUCUUCCUCUGAAAGUUUUUGAACCUGUUGACGAUUUAGCCUCAAGACUUGCGCAUAAAUAUAACCUUACCAAAUUUGCACUAACAAGAUCUGCAAGAUUUCAUGUUGCAAGCAGCUAUAGGUUUGCUCAGUUCUUGCCAGAGAAGGGUUAUGGCGUUUUCAAAGACCGAACGUACUCCCAUAGCAUCAUGGAUACCAUUAUGAACCAGAUUCCAGGUAAAGAUAAUUAUAAAGCCAACAUAUUUGAUGAUACUUUCGGUCUACAAAUGCUUGACCCCUUCAUUGCAACAUCAAAACCAUUAAACACCGGGUUCUACCACAGACGUUACAAAUUUGACGAUAAAGGUGCCAUGGGAAUAAAAUCAAACAACAGAGGGUUCGCAGAUAAGAACUUGUGGGUGGCAAAGACAACUAACAGCCGUGUUGCAGCAAUACACAUGUCAGACUGCCAUAAAGUCAAUAGAACCUACAGAGCGUGUAAAGAAGUUGAGGCUAGAUACACGUAUGCUAUCCCCUUAGAGAUAAUAUAUCUGACUCCGUUGAGUUCAUGGAAUCCUUACGACAUACCGUAUUGGACAGGCAAGAAUUCGAGAUAUAUACCAAUGAAAGAUCAUAGAAAUGGAGCAUUCAAUGUAACAAACGCGUACAACGGAUCAAACUUUGCUAAUUACUACUGGACACCAACAGCGUUCUUUAGUGGAAGCGAACUAAAUCACGAUGCCGCUGACACUGUCAAAAACUCAGUGGGUGUCCUUGACCACCACAAAAACGUUAAAAAACUCAGUGCAUCUGGUGUACGCGUUUUCCUCCCAAAUAUUCCUGGAGUCGGCGUACUUCGUCAAAGGUGGCCAAUUACACCCAUUCACCGGGAGGGUUCAAGCAUACAGAAAGAGGUCGAUGCAAUGAAGGAAAUGGUAAACCAUAUCGGCGCAUACUCGAACCUUUUCCAGGAACCCCCAACAGUUACCGGAUCGGCAUUCCAGCAAGCACCCGAUGCACAUUUCAGAACAAGCUUGGCUACCAAAGAUCCUCCUGGUAGGCAUUAUCACGAACUUUUUAUUGAAGAUUCCGAUUAUAAAAUGGCACUUAAAGGACAAACAGUCAGGGCAGAAACCACACUGGAGAGUUCACAUACUCACAUGGUUGAAUUGACGUACAACACACACACGCAUCAAUGGAUCAUCAAGAAAUGUGAUGACAUGCCUCAUUGCUGGGAUGGACACUCGGAUGUCCUUACAAAAAUCCAGUGAUGAACGCAUGAGGCCACACUCCAGUUACAAACUUUUUGUUGUGAAAUAUGUCUUUGAAUUAUUU